Messenger RNA from Branchiostoma floridae (Florida lancelet), 4716 nucleotides. Its product is annotated as retinal guanylyl cyclase 2-like. The transcript has 20 exons. Gene Ontology annotation, molecular function: peptide receptor activity; guanylate cyclase activity; ATP binding. Bases 215 to 3340 code for a protein of 1041 amino acids. Lineage: Eukaryota; Metazoa; Chordata; Leptocardii; Amphioxiformes; Branchiostomatidae. The record is from RefSeq and is a predicted model, not a curated record. Gene Ontology annotation, biological process: receptor guanylyl cyclase signaling pathway; cGMP biosynthetic process; protein phosphorylation.
UUUUUAUGAAAUGUACAUAAUCAGUACCAAGGACAGGGCGUAAUGUUCGUUAUUGUCAUCACGAAAAAAAUCUGUGUUUGAAUGGACGAAUCAAAAGGGAGUAGAGGAACACACACAACAAAUUGUAGCAGCACUGUCUAAUUAGCAUCUAUAAUGGGGCAAAACGGGCUAUUGGAAUAUCUUUACAUUUACGUUUUUACCUAUUGUUUCUGUUAUGUUUCCAGUUAUAAUUCUAUGCACAGGGUCGCACAUGUCCAACAGUCUGGAGGAAUUCAUGGUCCUGAACGCCUCGCACAACCUGGGAUUUUCCUCGGGCCGAUACGCCUUCAUCUCCGUAGACCCUCUACUGAACUCCGCGGUGGCGAGGCGAUUCCACGCCGUCACCGCCUCAACCACAAACCACACGGAACUCUACCAAUCUUUGCUGACACUAGCGCCGAGUCCACCUCCUCAAACACUGCAAGAAACAACUGGAGAAAGUUGGAUAGAAACCAGGAGAAUGAUACAAGAAGAAGGCAUUAAACAGCACGAGUUGUUUACAUUCUCCAUCUUGUAUGAUUCCGUUAUCACCAUGGCAACGGCGAUCAACAACACCAUGCCUGCCCACCGAGGUGUGGACGGACUGACCAAUGGCACGGCGAUAACGGCGCGCAUGCGCGAGGUGGAGUUUGAGGGGAUGUCAGGGAGGGUGACCUUUGACCGGAAGGGGGAACGAAUGUUUGACUUCGCCCUGCUGCAGCACCCAGUGGAUGGCAAGAGUCCCGAAACGUUGAUUUUGUUGGCAGUAUCAUACCCGGAUGGUGGUACCCUGCAGUACCAAGGUGUUCAGCAAGAUGGAGUUGCUCAGACGGUCCUCCUACCUGCACCAGACCCGGCCUGCAAGUUUGAAGGAUUCUGUGAAAACCCUUCUGGCAAUGAUAGCAUCGUGGUGGUGGGUGUCCUGGUCGGCGUCUUUCUGACAGUUGUAGUCUGUGUGGUCUCAGCAGUGCUCUUCAGUAAGGUGUACGUGAAGAGUCAGAUGAGAGACAGUAAGCUGUUACUGGUGGUGGGAGACCUGGUGUUCGUCAACUCUACCAAGACCAGUAGAAUUGAUCUCCAUGGACAGGGUCUGAGACACAGCCUCGCCAUCAGUUCUGCUCAAAGGAGUCAGCCUGGGUGCUCAGAAUAUGGCGACAUUACUUCACCCAUAGCACGAUACAAGGGAGAGCUAGUGUGGCUGAAGCGGAUGCCUCUGCGUGAUCUGGUGGCCAACAGCAGGGUUAUGAAAGUGCUCAAGCAGAUGCGUGAUCUGCACAAUGAAAAUGUGAAUCCGUUCAUGGGUUGCUACACAGAACCAGGGAACCAGGGGAUAGUCAAUGAACACUGUUCCAGGGGAAGCUUAGAGGAUCUGAUCCGUAAUGAAGAAAUGCAGCUAGACUGGGUGGUGAAACAGUCAUUAUUGACGGAUUUGGUGAGGGGGAUGAAGUACCUACACAGCAGUCCCAUCCAGGUCCAUGGCAGGUUGAACUCUCGCAACUGCCUCAUUGACGGACGCUUCGUCCUGAAGAUUUCCGACUACGGCCUACCCGAUAUUCUGGCAACACAGAAGGAGAGCCGCAAAGAACACAAGGAGGAGACAGAAAGAAGUGCAAAAGAACUCUUGUGGACUGCACCAGAGCUGCUGAGAGACCCUGUGCUGAGAAAGGCCGGCACACAGAAGGGUGACGUGUACAGCUUUGCCAUCAUCUGUCAGGAAAUCAUCCUCAGGGGCCCGCCUUUCUGCAUGCUCAGUCUUUCUGCUGAAGAGAUCAUAGCCAAGGUGAAGAAGCCUCCUCCUCUGUGCCGGCCGUCAGUCACAAUAAGCUCCGCCCCCCAGGACUUCAUCAACAUGAUGAAACAGUGCUGGACCGAGUCACCCGACAUGCGCACAGAUUUCAACCAACUGUACGAAGAGCUCAAAAUAAUCAACAAGGGGAACAAGAUCAACAUCGUGGACAACAUGUUUAAGAUGCUGGAGCAGUACUCCUCUAACCUGGAAGACAUGAUUCUGGAGAGGACCAAGGCACUGGAUGAGGAGAAGAAGAAGACUGAGGAGCUUCUUAGUCAGAUGUUGCCAAGUUCUGUGGCUGACAAUCUAAAGCGAGGACUGCCCGUGAAACCAGAAGCAUUCUCUGAGACAACCAUCUACUUCAGCGACAUCGUCGGCUUCACCACCAUCUCAGCCAUGUCUGAACCCAUGCAGGUCGUUGACCUCCUGAACGACCUCUACACGACCUUUGAUGACGUCAUACGGAACUACGAUGUCUAUAAGGUUGAGACUAUUGGUGAUGCCUACAUGGUUGUGUCAGGUUUACCUGUACGGAACGGUAACAAGCACGCAGGCGAGAUCGCGACCAUGUCCCUGGACAUCCUCCACGCAUCGGGCAAGUUCACCAUCAGGCACAUGCCGGACGUCCCACUCAGGAUACGCAUAGGAUUACACUCAGGACCUGUAGUGGCCGGGGUUGUUGGCAUCACUAUGCCGCGGUAUUGCCUGUUUGGUGACACCGUCAACACAGCGUCGCGCAUGGAGUCCACAGGAAUGCCCUUCAGGAUACACAUGAGCCAAACCACCAUGUCAAUACUGCACCAACUGGGGGAGUAUAAAUUUGAGCCUCGUGGAAAAGUUCUACUGAAGGGCAAAGGCCACAUGACAUCAUACUGGUUGACUGGAAAGGACAACUACGACAAGGAGCUGCCUGACCCUGGGGUGGACAAUGGAGACAACCAUGGUCUCGACGUCGUGCUCAACGCAGACCAACUGACUCGCCCGUGGUUACGACCAGACAACAGUAAAAACUCAACUGACGAGAGCAUAGAACCAGCGGCGGAUCUUAACAGUCAAGAACAUCACACAGACAAGGCACACGGAGAAAAACUCGCCGUGGAAGACAUCGCAGAAGAAACAACAACAGAAAAAAUAAACAACCAAACCGACAGUGACAAUACACAAGAAACUGACGCAAACACAGCACAACCAAACCUCACUGCUGAAGGCAUUGCAGGUGAAACGCGGGCAGAAAAAAUAAACAAGAAAACAGAAAGCGAAAAUACAGAAGAAACUGAUCCAGCUUCACAUUUGGCAGAAGCUGAGAGCUCCAAAUGCAUCCAUGCAACUUCUACAGCAGAUUGCAACGAUUGCAAGACUUUGAACACAUUACAGAAAGAACUUGAAGCAAUAGAGAACAACAGUUGUAACAAAGAUGAAUCGGGCAAAACGAGCGAGCCGGAAAACCAACGGAACUCGUACUCCAGUGGGGACAGCUCUGACUCUGGAAUAGCAUCAGGAAAAUCAGCACAAGUGUCAAUAGACGUGGGCUAAAAAUGUCACUUUUUUGGCAACACCACAGGGGUGGAGGCAUUUCAGACACAAUGUGCAAUGAAGGUGACUUGGAACUACCAAUUUGUCAACUUGUUUUGUUGCAGCAGAAAUUGGUAAAAGAAUUGUGAAUAUGUAUAAUGUGUAUAUAUGGCUGUGAAAUAAACUACCUUGGCAAUAAAAUAGCAAGGGGAAGAUAGUAGAAGCAAUCAUAUAUGCCAGAGGUGUAUAUUGUAAGUGGAGUUGCCUUAGCUACACUUUGCCGCUAUAUAUCUGCACAUGCAAAGAUUUGUAACACUCAACUCAUAGAGAUCAAUAUGUGAAUUAUAACUUAAAACAAAAUGGAGAUAGAACAGUUUGUUUUUGUGAUAUAAACUAUUUUCUGGGCUAGGAAACAAACAGGGACAUACAGGGUAAUUCUCAAAGUCUUCUAUCCCUUUGACCUUUCCAUGGGUCUCACUGCAUGCUGGGAGACGCAGGGCACUAUGGGUAGAACACAUACAGAUUGUCAUGGAAAUGAUUUGCUGUCCCUUGUUGUACUACCCAUAGUGCCCUGCAUCUCCCAGAAUCGGUGGCAUGUUGUAAGUACCUGAUAUAAAAUGUAAGUAGGAAAGUUGUACAUUCAAGAAGAUCGUAAGUUAGUGACUAAUACAAACACAUGUUCCACAAUAAUUGGAAGAAUUACAUUUAUAUGUACUUGCAUGUAACCGUGUUGUUGUGUUAGAUAUAUAUAUAUAUUUUGUCAUAUUUGUAAAUCAUAAUAUAAAAUCAUAGAUAUUAAUAAAGAUCUUCUUCCACUUGUGGACUGUAUUUCAAACUUGUAAGAUAAUCAUUAAUGUAUAUGCAUAGAUAGUACAAACAUUCAAUUUUAUUCAAAGAUUGCUCUGUAUAGAAAUAAUCUAUUUCAAAUAAAUAAACUGAAUUUUUUUCUGUAUGCCUGCCUCAUUUUGACUUCUGUACAUCUUUUGUAUGUUACUAAGUGUAUUUUCUGGCUUGUGCAAAAUUAACAUGGGGCAAUGUUUCUUAGUUGGAAUAAUACCUCCACCCCAGAGGCAUUGCCAAAAACAAGCAUCACCUAAGUUCCCUACAUUCCAAAGACUAGGACAAUUCAUCAACCCCUGUAAAUGUAUUUUCAUUCAAAGUCUAAAACCAAAGUAUUCUUUCAAUUCCACAAAAGCCGCUAGGGGGGCCCAAAUAUACCACUUUCUCUCUACCCCAAGAGAUAGCUACCAAUAAAAAUUCAAGAUGGUCCUAUAAGCAUGUCCGGAUCAAGAUACCAAAACUGGAGGUCUUGCUGUAGUACAGUUAAAGCCACUAGGGGGCCCAAAAUCUAAUCAUUAUUAGGUCUCAUCAAGACGUACCCACAUACCAAAUAUUGA